UCAAUUUGAUUUGUGGCCGUGCGGUGCGACCCACAAAAGUUAGUCGCUUGGUGCCAAUUCCGUUGCUUUUCGAACUCUCACUGGGCCGACGUGCAGUCAGGGAUAAAAUACAUCUGACGUCAGUGCACCAACACGAGUGCAUUACUGAUAAAACCCAAAAAUCGGGUAGCAAUAUGACGACUCACUUCAUGAAUGUUCUGCGGCAGGCCUUCAAGACAUUCGAUCGGGCCAACCACGCCAGCUUCAACGCCAAUCUGCAGCUGCUGAAGCAGCUAACAGACGAGCUCACCUAUCGCGAUCUUCACAUCAAGGAGGACUUCUUCCGGCCCCACUCCGGGGCGCCGUCCCAGGCCCAGGGGCGUGCGCCCUGCAGCUACAUGCACAUCUUCGAGGACGAGCGCUUCUCCAUGAGCCUGUUCAUUGUGCGCGGCUCCAGCUCCAUUCCCCUGCACGACCAUCCCAUGAUGUUCGGCCUGCUGCGCUGCAUCUGGGGCCAGCUGCUCGUCCAGAGCUACACACAGCAGCUGGGCCCCGACGAGCCGCUGCACUACGACACGGACCCCGUGGUGGUGAAGGUGAACGCCGAGGAGCCCUGCCUGGUGUCGCCUCACAGCCCCAGCGCCAUGCUCACGCCACGCAAGCGAAACUAUCACCACAUAACCGAGGCGGGUGGCGGUGUGGCCGCCUUCUUCGACAUACUCAGUCCGCCCUACGACGUGGACAUGCCCCUCUACGGCCCACGCAGCUGCCGCUUCUAUCAGCCCUUGCUGGAGGCGGGCCAACUCCAGCUGCACUGCAUCCCCUCGCCAUCCACCUACUACUGCGACGUGGUGGACACGCCCAAGUCCGUGCUGAAAGGUGCCUUCAAGUGCGCGGACGAAGCCUAUGCCGAGACCGUGCCCGAGACGCAGUGAAGCGCAGUGUGGACCCCAAGCAGCAAGCAUUUUCUGUGUUAUUUCAAUAAAUUUGCCUCCCCUCUUUUGUUUUUAA
Molecule: messenger RNA, 990 nt
Organism: Drosophila subobscura
Lineage: Eukaryota; Metazoa; Arthropoda; Insecta; Diptera; Drosophilidae
Product: 2-aminoethanethiol dioxygenase
Exons: 1
Coding region: 174-914 (246 amino acids)
Cellular component (GO): mitochondrion
Molecular function (GO): oxidoreductase activity, acting on single donors with incorporation of molecular oxygen, incorporation of two atoms of oxygen
Source: RefSeq, a predicted model, not a curated record